Durusdinium trenchii is the source of this 1355-nucleotide messenger RNA. NCBI's taxonomy places the organism in Eukaryota, Dinophyceae, Suessiales, Symbiodiniaceae. The record is from the annotation of a GenBank genome assembly.
CUGACCUUGACCUAGCUUGAAGAAAGCUUGGCCAUGGCUUCCACUGAUGACUUCGAUGACAAUGUGAGCACAGUCAGCCUCACAGAUUCUGAAGCGCCUGAAUGGACCAAAUCGUCGACGUCGUCAAUCAGCACCAACCCGUUGGAAGAUUUGGCAGCAGAAUCCAAUUUGACCAGGGCUGCUCGGUGUGUCCAGCUUUGCUGGGCCAUCCUGUUUAAAGAAUUGGGGAAGAACACUUUGCAGGAGUCCAUGCUCGUGCAAGUUCAUGCCACUUCUUCAGCCUGCACUGGGGCACGCUGAGAUGGGCCAAGCGGUCAUUCAGAAAACAAUCAAUUCCUCCAAAGAACUGGACCGCAUGGUUGAAUUUACGAGCAUCAGAGCGCAUGAGACCAACAAGGGCUGCAGACAGCUCAUUGCGGAUCAUGUUCGCUGGUGUGGGGAAAGUGACCAACGAUCACUCACAGCCAUGUGUUCACGGCGACCUCACUCAAAUCAUGCCAAGCAACAGCUUUGACCCUGAGAGCGGUUUCGAAGCCAAGGCGGCCCAGAUCAACCAAGCCAAGCUUCGCACCACCCAAUAUUGCUUUACGCAUGACCGCCAGUGUCCAAUUUUUGGGAAGAGGGCUAGAGAAGUGGACCUGGAUGUGAGUGGGCUACCUUGCCCAGACUUUUCAGCGAUGGUUUUCUGCAGCCAUGCCAAGUUUCAUGCUGCUUGGCAAACCCCAAUGCUGAUCAUCGAGAACGUGCCGGACCUGGAUUUGGGAAUGAUCACGUACUUGUAUUCCAAGCACUACAGGAUUCGGUGCCUGCGCGUGAUGCCAGCCCAUCAGGGGCACGCUGGUGUAGCCAGGGAGAGGGUCUACUUGAUUUUGACUUUGAAGAAGAGUGUAGUGGAGAUUGCAAAUCCUGAAGACAUGUACAAGAAGGUGUCAGACUUCAUCAUGAGCUGGGUCUGUACAGAACCGAAAGACUACAUGGUAUCCACCACGGCGGAGUACUACAGGGAGGCUUCCAAAACUGCCAGGACGCGUGGUAUUCCUCUACGGCCCGUAUCCAACACUGAUCUUAAAGUCUAUUCACCGAUCCGGCGCCAGCGAUUCCAAGAGGAUGCUCUGGAUUCUCCGUACUCGAUGAGGUAUUUGCUGAACCAGAACCUCUUCAUGAAAUUAGGUGCACGUUUUUGCAUUUUUGCACAAGCUGUCCUAGCUCUACUAGCUGGAAACAUCGCUUGAAUUCCAAAGAAAUUGCGCUCGGCCUAGCAGCACAGACGGAGAGAGUCGAGAAAUCAACGGCGGUGUGUGUGGUGGUGGUGGUGUGAGUGUGUGUGUGUGUGUUCCACCCAGGCAUCUGAGCCA